AAGAAAAUGGCAUAAUUUAAGGAGUCAAAUGAAUUCGGAGAUAAGGAAAAUUAAAAAAAACAAAAGUAGAGAUGGAACUGAUGAUAGACUGUGGAAAAAGGAAGAUUUUCUGGAGGAGUCUCAAUUACAAAGCAUAGAAAAACCAACAACAUCAAAUACUACAACUCAUCGUUCGAAAAAACUAAAAACCAAAGCCAAGGAGAAAACGGACGAGGAAGGUGAUGCAAUGCUAGAAAAGCCUAAAAACAUACUAAAUACACCAACUGACGAGCAUACCGUAUUUGGUGAAUAUGUUGCUAGUGAAUUACAGCAGCUGCGUUCUGAUGAACGAAAAAGAAGAUUAAAACGAAUAAUCCAGAAAGCUAUAGUUGCAAUGAGCGAGGAAGAUGAAGUGGAGUUUUCUUGAUCAAGAACACUUACACCUUUAAUGUCGCCUACUUAUUCACAUUCGAGUACAUACCCAUCAACUUCAAAUACGGUUGAAAGUUUUGAAGAGGCACCGAUAACAAAUACAACUACAAACCUUCCUCCAAUCACGCAGUUUUACGAAAAUUACUUACCUGGAGAUAAUCCGUUUUCAGCACAGUAAAUAUCGCUUCACAAACUUCAGGUAUAAUCCUUGAAAUGGUCGUGACUGGAAUCCGAAAAAGGUAUUGCAGGGAAUGAUAGCUAUCUCCUACAAUUAAAAAUGAUUUAAUUAGAAGUUGUUUUUGUUUGCUUUUUAAGUUAAAUACAUCCUAGAAAACAAA
This is a messenger RNA of Acanthoscelides obtectus, 749 nucleotides long. Lineage: Eukaryota; Metazoa; Arthropoda; Insecta; Coleoptera; Chrysomelidae. The record is from the annotation of a GenBank genome assembly.